UUGUGUUGAAGAUAAUAAACUAGAAUCUUCAAAUGAUAUAACUAUUACUAAUAAUUGUUCUACUACUUCUACUUCUAUUCAAUGUACUGCGUCUUCUUCAGAUCAAUCAGUUGUUGAUAUAAAUGAGGAAUCAGAAAAAUCUGAGCUAAAUGUCAUUCCUAAUCCUCUUACGCAGAAUAAUACAAAUAAUUUUAAAGAUCCAGCAGAUUGGACAAAUAGUAAUAUAUGUCGUAAUUAUAUUGCAAAAUUUGGAUAUGAUAAGAACAUUGAUGCAGAUUUUACCUCAUUAAAACGAACUUAUUCUGAUUAUGAUCGUUAUUGUAGUAAAUCAAUCUUUACGAAAAAUCGAAAAAACGGAGAAAAUGUUUCACGGAAAUGGCUUGUUUAUUCAAUUUCAAAAUUUGUAUUAUUUUGUGCUCCAUGCAAAUUAUUUGGAUGCAGUACUCAACUGGGAGAUGCUGGAUUUAAUGAUUGGAAAAAUGGACAUUUAGUUAUUUCCAGGCACGAAAAUUCUUUGGCACAUAAAAAUAAUACAUUAAGUUUUAUUACAUUACAAAGUGAUGUAGGUAGAAUUGACACUCAAUUGGCAACACAAGUGACUGAUGAAAUUAAUUACUGGAAAGCUGUUCUUCAUCGAGUUGUUGAAGUAAUUAAAUUUCUCGGUGCAAAAGGUUUAUCAUUCAGAGAAAAAUAUGGGAAUAGAGGGAAAGGAACUCCGUCUUAUUUAUCAUCCACAAUCUAUGAAGAACUUUUACUUUUGAUGAAGAAUGAUAUAAUUAAAAUUAUAUUGAAAGAAUUAAAAGCAGCCAAGUAUUAUUCUUUAAUUGUUGAUUCUACAUCUGAUAUAGCAAACGUCGAUCAACUUGUUAUUGCAUUAAGAUAUGUUUUACCUAGUGGUGUACCUGCAGAAAGAUUUUUAAUAUUCAUUCCAAACAGUGGUCAUAAAUCUAAAGAAAUGAGCAAUGGAUUGCUAUCUUUGCAUAGUAUAGUUGAUAAUCAGAAAGAAAAAGCUGUAUAUAAAGUAGAAGCUAAUGGGUUGCUUGCAAGAUUAAAAACUUUAGAAACUGGUUUAAUGAUAUGCAUAUGGAAUUCAAUAUUAAACAGUUUUAAUGCUACAAAUAAAAAAUUACAAUCAACUGACAUUGAUCUUCAUACAGUAUUAGAACUAUAUAAUGGCCUUGAAAAUUACUUGGUACAGAUCAGAGAUAAUUUUGAUGUUUUUGAAAAUAAGGCUGUAGAAAUUACUGGUUGUUCGGAGUAUACCAAAGAUUCCAAGAGAAAAAAAAAGAGAAAGGCUAUGGCUGAUGAAUCAAGAUCUCAACCUCUCACAGAAAUCACAGGGAAAAUAGAUUUUAUUAGACAUGUAUAUUAUGUGAUAAUUGAUACUCUUAAAUGUCAACUUAGUUCAAGAAGACAAGCUUAUGAAAAAAUAUCAGAUAUUUAUGGGUGUAUACCCACAUUGUAUAAAACACCGAGUUCUAUUGUUAUAAGGAACACAUGUGGAACUUUGGCAAAAUAUUUUAUUGAUGAUGUUGAAAACUCAAGCUUACUUAUAGAUGAGUGUAUUCUUUCUUCAAAAUUAAUUUCCACGGAUAAAAAUGUAAAAUCUGUUCUCUCUAUGUAUAAGUACAUCAAGACUAAAGAAUUAGAGUGUAUGUUUCCAAAUUUAGAAAUAGUUAUGCGUAUGUACCUUAGUACAGCAGUUUCAAACUGCUCAGGCGAAAGAGCUUUUUCUGUACUUAAAAGAGUAAAAUCCUACUUGAGGUCAACCAUGAAGGAGAAAAGACUGAAUGCAUUAGCAAUAUUUAGCGUUGAAGCAGAAUUGGUUGAAAAAUUAGAUUUUAAUGAUACUAUUAACACAUUUGCCCAUCAAAAAGCAAGAAAAAGAAAAGUAUAA
Sipha flava (yellow sugarcane aphid) is the source of this 1897-nucleotide messenger RNA. RefSeq lists its product as uncharacterized. The annotation marks the transcript as partial. The record is from RefSeq and is a predicted model, not a curated record. Lineage: Eukaryota; Metazoa; Arthropoda; Insecta; Hemiptera; Aphididae. Gene Ontology annotation, molecular function: protein dimerization activity. The transcript has 5 exons.